UCUCUGUGUGGACAGACAUAAUGUGAGCUAAUUAUUCCUGAUUCCUCCACAGAGUGGACCAGGAGAGCUCAGAGGUUCCCAGUGGUCAGUCUGCCCAGCAGCAUCAAACACACCUGGACUCCAUAUUUAUGCUGCUGGAGGAGGACAUUGGCACUUUUGUGAAUAACGAGCUGAAGAAGAUCCAGAAGGUUCUGAGUCCAGAUUAUCCAGAAUGCUUAAAGAGUCAGGGGGAGGAUGAGGAGGUGUUGGACGGUGAGGAUGAAGAGCAGAGGAGGAGCAGCAGAGAGGCAUUUCUGAAGAUCACACUGCACUUCCUGAGGAGAAUGAAGCAGGAGGAGCUGGCUGACCGUCUGCAGAGCAGAAGUCUUGCUGCAGGUGGCAAAAGUAAACUCAAAUCUAACCUGCACAAGAAGUUCCAGUGUAUGUUUGAGGGGAUUGCUAAAGCAGGAAACCCAACACUUCUGAAUCAGAUGUUCACAGAGAUCUACAUCAUAGAGGGAGGGACUGCAGAGGUCAAUCAUGAACAUGAGGUCAUACAGAUUGAAACAGCAUCCAGGAAACCAGACAGACCAGAAACAAUAAUCAGACAAGAAGACAUAUUUAAAACCUCACUUGGAAGAGAUGACCCAAUCAGAACAGUGAUGACUAAGGGAGUGGCUGGCAUCGGGAAAACAGUCUUAACGCAGAAGUUCACUCUGGACUGGGCUGAAGACAAAGCCAACCAGGACAUCCAGUUUACAUUUCCAUUUACUUUCAGAGAGCUGAAUGUGCUGAAAGAGGAAAAGUACAGCUUGGUGGAACUUGUUGAUCGCUUCUUUAGUGAAACCAAAGAAGCAGGAAUUUGCAGAUUUGAAGAGGUCGUGUUCAUCUUUGACGGUCUGGAUGAGUGUCGACUUCCUCUGGACUUCCACAACACUGAGAUCCUGACUGAUGUUACAGAGUCCACCUCAGUGGAUGUGCUGCUGACAAACCUCAUCAGGGGGAAACUGCUUCCCUCUGCUCGCCUCUGGAUAACCACAAGACCUGCAGCAGCCAAUCAGAUCCCUCCUGAGUGUGUUGACAAGGUGACAGAGGUCAGAGGGUUCAAUGACCCACAGAAGGAGGAGUACUUCAGGAAGAGAUUCAGAGAUGAGGAGCAGGCCAGCAGAAUCAUCUCCCACAUCAAGACAUCACGAAGCCUCCAUAUCAUGUGCCACAUCCCAGUCUUCUGCUGGAUCACCGCUACAGUUCUGGAGGACGUGUUGAAGACCAGAGAGGGAGGAGAGCUGCCCAAGACCCUGACUGAGAUGUACAUCCACUUCCUGGUGGUUCAGUCCAAAGUGAAGAAUAUCAAGUAUGAUGGAGGAGCAGAGACAGAUCCACACUGGAGUCCAGAGAGCAGGAAGAUGAUGGAGUCUCUGGGAAAACUGGCUUUUGAGCAGCUGCAGAAAGGCAACCUGAUCUUCUAUGAAUCAGACCUGACAGAGUGUGGCAUCGACAUCAGAGCAGCCUCAGUGUACUCAGGAGUGUUCACACAGAUUUUUAAAGAGGAGAGAGGACUGUACCAAGACCAGGUGUUCUGCUUCGUCCAUCUGAGUGUUCAGGAGUUUCUGGCUGCUCUUCAUGUCCAUCUGACAUUCAUCAACUCUGGAGUCAACCUGCUGGCAGAAGAACAAACAACCAUCCGGUGGUUUGAAGUGUUCAGAGACAAAUCAACACGUUUCUACCAGAGUGCUGUGGACAAGGCCUUACAGAGUCCAAAUGGACACCUGGACUUGUUCCUCCGCUUCCUCCUGGGUCUUUCACUGCAGACCAAUCAGAGUCUCCUACGAGGUCUGCAGACAAAGACAGGAAGUAGCUCACAGAUGAAAAGGAAAUCAGUUGAGUACAUCAAGAAGAAAAUCUGUGAGAAUCUGUCUGUAGAGAGAAGCAUCAAUCUGUUCCACUGUCUGAAUGAACUGAAUGAUCGUUCUCUAGUGGCCGAUAUCCAACAGUCCCUGAGUUCAGGAAGUCUCUCCAAAGAUAAACUGUCUCCUGCUCAGUGGUCAGCUCUGGUCUUCAUCUUACUGUCAUCAGAAAAAGAUCUGGACGUGUUUGACCUGACAAAAUACUCUGCUUCAGAAGAGACUCUUCUGAGGCUGCUGCCAGUGGUCAAAGCCUCCAGCAAAGCUCUUCUGAGUGGCUGUAAGCUGUCAGAGAGAAGCUGUGAAGCUCUGUCCUCAGUUCUCAGUUCCCAGUCCUCUAGUCUGAGAGAGCUGGACCUGAGUAACAACGACCUGCAGGAUUCAGGAGUGAAGCAGCUGUCGGCUGGACUGAAGAGUCCACACUGCAGACUGGAAACUCUCAGUCUGUCAGGCUGUCUGGUCUCAGAGGAAGGCUAUACAUCUUUGGCCUCAGCUCUGAGCUCCAACCCCUCUCAUCUGAGAGUGCUGGACCUGAGCUACAAUCAUCCAGGAGACUCGGGAGUGAAGCUGCUGUCAGCUGGACUUAAGGGUCCAAACUGGAGACUGGACACUCUCAGGAUGGACCAUGGUGGACUGCAGUGGUUGAGACUUGGUCUGAGGAAGUAUGUCUGUGAACUGAUAGUGGACAAAAACACAGUAAACAGAAAACUCAAACUGUCUGACAACAACAGGAAGGUGACAUAUGUGGAGGAGAAUCAGUCAUACCCUGAUCAUCCAGACAGAUUUGACUCCUGGGAACAGCUGCUGUGUAGAAAUGGUCUGACUGGUCGCUGUUACUGGGAGGUUGAGAAGAGAGGAAGGGUUCAUAUAUCAGUUAGUUACAGAGGAAUCAGAAGGAGAGGAAACAGUGAUGGCUGUGUGUUUGGAGGGAAUGAUCAGUCCUGGAGUCUGAGCUGCUCUGAUGAUGGCUACUCUGUCUGUCACAAUAACAGAGAAACAGUCCUCACUUCCUGCUCUGUCUCUAACAGAGUAGCAGUGUAUGUGGACUGUCCUGCUGGCACUCUGUCAUUCUACACAGUCUCCUCUGACUCACUGAUCCACCUCCACACCUUCAACACCACAUUCACUCAACCUCUUUAUCCUGGGUUUUGGGUCUGGUCAGCUGGUUCCUCAGUGUCUCUGUGUCCUCUGUAG
Messenger RNA from Perca fluviatilis (European perch), 3077 nucleotides. Its product is annotated as NLR family CARD domain-containing protein 3-like. The transcript has 7 exons. Gene Ontology annotation, molecular function: protein binding. The coding region runs from base 129 to 3077 and encodes 982 amino acids. NCBI's taxonomy places the organism in Eukaryota, Metazoa, Chordata, Actinopteri, Perciformes, Percidae. The record is from RefSeq and is a predicted model, not a curated record.